GAGAAUUGUAGCAAUAGCAAGAGUUUCGCGGAAACUGUAAAUAAAUAUAUAUCAACACAUUUAAAAUAUAUAAAGUUAUAAAAAAAAAACGAAAAAGUAUAAUUGAAAGCAAAAGGUUAAUUUAAACGAAAUUGAAAUAUUGAAAAAAUAUAAUUAAUAUGUGAAUAUUCUAAGCACAGCCUCACAAUUUGCGUAUUCAUUUGAUAGAUACAAUAAAAGAUUGAUUUUCAUAUAUAAGGCCGACUCUUAAUUAAGGCUUACGACGCCGAUAAUUAUUAUUAUAAUCACGCAAUUAAAAUUAUUAUUAAUAACUUGUUGCCUAAAAUAAUUUUCAAUAUUGAUUUGUACCUGAUUAAACAAAAAAAGUGGUCGUAAUAAUCUUCAACCAACUAACCACCACCCACUUUAAACACCCGACAACAACAACAACAACGCACGCACAAACAUAUGGAUAAGGAAGAAGCGCAGGUAGAAGUAGAGGCUUAAAAACAAUGUCAUACUGAGAAAAAAAAACCAUAACCAGCUAAAAUAAAUGUUUUGACGUAAUUAUGGCAAUGAAUUAUAAAUAAAUAAUGUAUUUUAAAAUCGUUUGCAGUAGAAUUUUACAAAAUUCAUAAAGCAAUUAGUUUUGUAGAGAAACACAGUUGCUUUUUUGUUGUUGGUAAUAAUUUUUAGUGGAAAAAAUGCAAAGCCGCCGCCGCCCAUUAUUUCCAAUUGAACCGAUUGACGAUGCUGCCACCAGUGCAACAACAAAGCUGCGUUAUGUACUGCGUAUUUUGCAAGUGAAUUGGAAAAUAUAUGCUACCGCCUUCGCCUUGGCACUAUUGGCCGUACUCUGGUAUUAUCCGGCGUUUUUCUUCGUUUUCCUGUUUGUAGGUUAUUCACUGCUCUUGGCGCUGGCGGCUGUCGUCGCUACUAUUUAUAUACAUUAUAUCUUCACCACAAAUGAACCAAUCAAACCUAAUCGGGAACCUUCCAAUGUGCUCUACAAUGCCACAAAAAGCAGUAUUUUCGAUUUGCCAAAUCCAAUUAAGAAUCCAUCAAAUUUGCCAUUGAUAUUUGGGAAGACUGUUGACCUACAAUUACAACAAAUAAUUGAAUAUGUAUUGCGGGAUUUCAUGCUGCCUUGGUUGGGUUAUGUGGUGACUAAGCCUAAGCUUAUCAAUGACAUCGUACGUGAGGACUUCUGGAAUGCUGUUCAAAAAAUACAUGAUCGUGCCAUAAAAAUGGAUGCACCAAAAAUUAUAGCUGUAGAUAUGGUUAAUCGGGUUACAGUACAUUUAGAAAAGAUACGCAUUGCUGAAGCAAGGGCUGUUGAAACUUCUAGUGCGCCAGUGUUUUCAACAAAUUCAUAUUUGGUCAGUGAAGAAAAAGAAAUGGAAUUUUUGCAUAAAUUAUGUGAAAUAAUGGUGAUAUUAUUAUUGCCAAGAGGUUAUUCUCUUCCACCAUUAAAAGUGUUGCUAUGUGAAAUUUUAUCAUAUAAAAUAUUCUUUCCCAUGAUUAAAAUGUUGACAUCAUCGGAUUAUAUCAAUCAAAAAGUUGUACAAAACAUUGAGUCACGUCUAGCAGCAGCUGCUAUCAAUAAACGUAGCUAUGAAUACGCAGCAAGUUUUGAAGAUUUUUUGAAGAUAAUAAAUAAUUCCGGUAAUUUGGAGGAAUUAUCACUUAUACGAAAGAGCAUCGUUAAUGAUUUAAUGCAUGCCACCACAAUGCAAAACUUACAACGUGCCAAAGAUACAGACGAUCAUAACCUCUCCAAAUCAGAAAUAUCUGCUGCUGUACGUUUAAAACGUUAUGUGCAGCAACUGAACUUUGCAAAAAUUCAAUGUGAAAAGAAUUUGUCUAAAUUUGGUUGGAAUGGUAAUUAUUCCAGUGAUUUGGAUCUCACAUUGAUUGAAAUACUUAGCACAUCUGUUGGUCGUAGAUACCUAACAAUUUUCUUAGAACCACUAAAAGCCAGUGCAUUAGUUGGAUUUUACUUAGCAGUGGAAGAAAUGAAACAUACCAAUAAAACAUCUUGGCAUCAGUUGGGCACUGAAAUAUUUUAUACUUACAUUCGAGUGCCAAAGCCUGAAAUACAAAUUGAUAAACAUGAAAGAAAAUUGAUAGAAACAUUUUUACUUGGCGAUACUGGUCCUGAUAUAUUUUUUGAUAUACAAAAGAAUAUAGUGAAAACUUUAGAAGAAAAAUAUUAUCCACCAUUUGUGUUGAGCGAACAGUAUCGUUUACUUAAAGAAACAAUUAACUCGGACGAUUUUAAAGAUCCCACCUUACUAUUACGCACACUGAAUGAUAAUCAGGAUGAACAAACUACCUCAUUAGAUCCAGAUGGCUGUGGUACUGCAACAAUGGAUGUAGCAGCGCAUACGUCUUAUUCAAGAAAAAAGUUAGAACAAAUACAGGAACGCAUCGAUAAAAAAAUUCAAGCACUCGAUGCUUUGAAAUACUCAGUGAAACCAGAAUCGAAGGUAUUGCAAAUGCUGGAAAAGGAGAUGGAUUGGUUGAAAAAUGAAAAAAGACAAACGGAAGCGCAUUUAAAACGUACAGAUGCAUGGACUGAACAUCUGGGCAAAUGGAAGGCGACUAUACAAAGUGUAGAGGUUUCAGAUGAAAAAGAAUCACUGCAAUUUAUGAUUUUAGUGCAUGUUGAUGAAGAUAUAAAUGCACCGCCAUCUUCAGGUACUGGAAAAUCAGAGGCACGACUUGGUAACAUUUCAAGUGGCUGGGUUGUUAUGAGAUCCUUAAAUCAAGUACACGAUCUACAACGAAAAUUAAGGCACGUUUCGGCUAAUUUAAAAUCACUUGAUUUGCCUACAAAUUUUAAAUUUUUCUUUCUGAAAAAUGACAAACAAGCCCUAGAAAAAGCGAGAGGACAAAUACAGAAGUUUCUCAACUUUAUUCUAGAAGAUGAUCAUCUAAAUGGCAGCGAAGCAAUUUAUACAUUUUUGAGUCCCAGUUCAGAUCAUUUAAAACAAACGAUGCCAUCUCCGAAAAAAUCCAAAUUUUCAUUGUCAACCUUAUUUAAAAGUGAUGCUGCCAAAGCAAAUGAAUUAAAUAAAGCAGCAGAUCCAUUUUGGGGUUUACAUCGUGAUGAGGAAGACAUAUCAACAUAUUUGGAAGGUGACACAGCAGGUGAUGCAAAACUUCUAACUGAUUUAGAUGUUAAAGAUUCUAUAGCUGAACCAUUAUAUGCACUGUUGGGAGAAAUAUUCGAUAUGGGUGGAGUUUUUAAAUGGCUACGAAAGAGUAUGAUUUCGUUUGUACAAAUAACUUAUGGUAGAACAAUUAAUAGGCAAAUACGUGAAUCUGUGAUGGGUCUCUUUGAGGAAUCAAUGCUACAUCAUUAUUUUUCCGCCAUUCUAAAAUCAUUUUGGCCAGGAGGUGUUUUAGCUUCCGCAUAUCCAGUACGUUCUGAUGAUAUGAAAGAGAUGACAACAAAUGCUGCAAAGGCAUUACUAAUGGAUAAUAUACCGGAGGUGCUAUGCAAUUUGGUUGGUGCACAAGCUGCCAAACAUGGUGUGCUAAAAGUCUUUGAUGCUUUACAAAAUCCAAUUUAUAAUAAGCAAUUAUUUUACGAACUACUUGAGAUAUUAAUGAUCGAAUUUUUCCCUGAAAUACGUCAACUUAAAGUGACAGCCAAUGGCAAGACCAUCAAAGUCAAAGCAACUACUACAAAUGCAUUUAACGCAAAUGCUUUAACAUCAACAACAAGUCACAACAGCAAUAAUCAUAAUCACAAUCAUAGUCACAAUCAUCAUCAUCAUUCACAACAGCAACACCAACAACAACACCAACAACAGCAUAUACAAACCCAUUUUGGUACAAGCGGCAGUAGUAAAUAAUGCUCAGAGUAGAUUAUAAAACCUUGUUCUUGAUAUUGAAAUGUUUUUAUAAAAAAAAUUGUAAUGUAAAAUUAUUAGUAAAUAAGUAGAAGAUGCUUUUGAA
Teleopsis dalmanni is the source of this 3945-nucleotide messenger RNA. Its product is annotated as sorting nexin-25-like. Gene Ontology annotation, molecular function: phosphatidylinositol binding. Bases 684 to 3842 code for a protein of 1052 amino acids. The record is from RefSeq and is a predicted model, not a curated record. The transcript has 13 exons. NCBI's taxonomy places the organism in Eukaryota, Metazoa, Arthropoda, Insecta, Diptera, Diopsidae. Gene Ontology annotation, cellular component: intracellular membrane-bounded organelle.